Tuber melanosporum (Perigord truffle) is the source of this 4011-nucleotide messenger RNA. RefSeq lists its product as uncharacterized. The transcript is spliced from 4 exons. The coding region runs from base 1 to 4011 and encodes 1336 amino acids. NCBI's taxonomy places the organism in Eukaryota, Fungi, Ascomycota, Pezizomycetes, Pezizales, Tuberaceae. The record is from RefSeq and is a predicted model, not a curated record. Gene Ontology annotation, cellular component: microtubule organizing center.
AUGGAAGCAGACUUCGGCUCGCGAAUGGAAUCCUUCGCAUCACCAGGCGGCGACGAUAUCCCCCAAGCCGUAACCAGCAGACGACGAAACCGCCGAAGCGAGAUAACACCGGCCCGCCAGAUCUUUGGGAGUCUAGCGAACAGAGGCGGUGCCGGAAAGAACGAGUUCACACCUCUGCUCAAGAGCGUGCAACGGUCGAACCUCACCCGAAAAGUCAACAACAGCGGUGCGCCCCCGACGCCAGCGUUCCUGAAAGGCGGGAAGCUCAACAUUACGGACAGUCCUGCGCUGCCGCAGGCUGGUAGCUCGGAUGUUGGCGACUCCACCUACCAGACUCGCGGGGAUGAGACCACGAUUGGGCCUGCUGGGAUUCCGUCUUCGAGUGUGAAUUCUACUCCCCUUGCGCCUAUACCUCGAGGGAAUGGUGGGGUGUUGGAGCAUGAUGGGCAGAUGACGCUGAGAGAACAGGAGAAGGCAUGGAUCAUUGAUGAGAUCAAGAAGGAGAACUUUGGCCUGAAACUUAAGAUUGUGUUCAUGGAGCAACGGCUACAAAAACUGGGACCUGAGCAUCAUGAGGAAGCUAUUAAGGAGAACAUCGAGAUCAAGGUCGAGAGAGCAACUCUCAAAGCAGAACUGAAGCGUUACCGGAAAUCCCUCACAGAUUCCGAGAAAGCCAUUGCCGAACUCCGGGAGCAAAUGAUCAAAAUGCAGAGCGGUAAGCAGGCGAGAUAUACUGACGAUCGGAAGAGUGAAGAACAAGCCCGGGUUUUACAGGAGGCCCAGGAAAAGCUUGAUGCGAAGGAACAGGAGAUUCAGCAAAUCCUUGAGGAGAACGAGAGACUUCGGGAAGAAGCGGAAGAAUAUAAGUCUCGAUUGGAAAACAUUGAGGAUGACGAUAAUGAUGAAUUAGAAAAGCUGAGGAAGGAAGUCGACAAGCUUGAGGGCGAGAAGGUCGACUUAGAAGCCGAAUUGAAUGAGAAAGAGAGGGCCCUCGAUGAACGGGAGGAGCAGAUGGAAGGUGUUGAGGAACACAUUGAAGCCCGUGACGACCGAAUCAAGGACUUGGAACAGGAGGCAGAGACUCUUCAAAAGAAGGUCAUCGCGUUGGAAAGGGAAUUGGAAGGAAAAGUGGGCGAUAAAGAUGGGGCUCUUGCGAGGAAGGAUGAAGCCCUACGGCAGGCUGAACGAACGAUCAAGGAAAUGGAGAGGACGAAGGAGGGAGUAGAAGCUGAGAACCGUCAGCUCGAAUCGGACAAUAGAAACCUUAGCAUAGAGAAACAUAACCUCCAGAACGAGGUCGAAAAGUUGAAGCAUGGUAUCCGGGAUCGCAGCUUUACAUAUAAGGACAAUAUCGCAGCGCGUGAGGGUCAGUACCGAGAGCUCGGGGAUCAACUCGAGCGCAUCCGCCAGGAGUAUGAAGACCUUCAACAAUCGCAUCAAGAGAAGAGUGAAGAAGUGGGGCGAUUGCAAGCAAGACUCAAUGAACGGGACGGUGACAUUGAGGGUGAGUUUGCAGCUCUACAGAGGCAAAUCGCUAAUCUCAAGCGCGAGAGAGAGGGGGCGGUGAGAUCGCGUGCUGAGCUCGAGACUGAGCUUCGUAAGUCCAAAUCGGAUCUUCACAACCUCACCUCCGAAAAGGAUCUUCUCCAUAUGCGCCACGACGCUCUAACGAAUGAAACCCAAGACCUCCAGAAGCAAGUUGAGAAGUUAAAGCUUGCUGUUCAAGAGGCAAAUGCGGCACUUCAAACCGAGAGGCAACUUGCGGUGUCAAACGAGCAAGCUUUGAGAGGCGAAUGGGAAGAAGACAAGAAUGCUCUGAACGACGAGUUGGAACAACUUGAAAGGGAGAUCCGGGAGAAGGAGUCGCGCCGUGAGCGUGCUGCCUCUGAUUGGAGUACCGAGAAACGUCAACUCGAGGCCAAGAUCCAGAAGGCGGAAGCAACAGCAGGUUUGAAGAGGACGAUUGAGAACCUCCAGCAAGUCGAGCAUAUGAUCCAAGGGAAAGAGGCUAAGCUACACAAUGCUCUCAAGUCUGAGAAUGAGAGACACAAGGCGGAGGAAGAUGCUCUCAAUAGACAAAUUGCAGAACUUCAAAACGAGAUUGAAGACCGAAAGGCGGCAUUCGAUCUUAAGGCCGCAGAACUCCAAGCUGCUAAAGAGGAGUACCGAGUCACAAAGAAGGCCGAAAGAGUGUUGGACGAAAAGGUCAAAGCUCUUGAUGACGAGGUUGAACUGCUCAGCGCUCAGCUUGAUGAGGCUAACGAGGACGCAGAAGAGCAAGUCAGUGCUUCCAGAACCGAAGUUGAAGCACUCCGCCAGAAGCUCAAUGCCACUAGACUAGAACUCACUCGCUUGGAGAACCAACAUGCCAGCACUCGCGCAGAUAUUCAAACUUACAAGGGAGAUUUGGAGGCCGAGGCGAGUGCUCAAGACCAACUUAAGGCUGAUCUCAGAGAUGCCAACCGACGACUAGAGACGGUUCAAAAGGACAAGCACAACUUCCAAGAACAACUCGCAAAGGUUAACUCACAAAUCCAUACUCUCAAAGCCACAUCGAUGGAGAUUGAGUCCGAACGUGACGAGCUCAAGAGCCAGCUUCAGCAAUUGUCCCAUAAAGUUGAUGUUACGAAGGGCUACGAUCAAGAAAAGAUGGAAUUGAGAAAGAGUAAGAACAAACUCGAAAUCAAUCUCCAACGAAUGAGCGGCGAGCGAGAAAUUCUUGAACAAGAAGCAGGCGACUUGGAAGCUCAACUCGAGGAUGCCCUCGACUCAGCUCAGAAGUUGGAGGAUAAACUUGAGAAGCAAACUCGGGAAUUGAAGGCACAAUUGAAAUCUAUCACUGAUGCCCGUGAUCAUGACCAGCAAGCCGCCAAGCGUAAUAUCGCACGUCUGGAGUCCAGAAUAGAGCAGCUACUAAAGGCCGACCGACAAGAUGGAGGAGGGUCUGAUGUGGAAUUGAAAGUUCUCCGGGCCGAGUUGGCAGAGUCAAGGAAGAGGGAGAACGAAACAAUUCAAAAGGAGUCGGCAGGCAGGAAGGCUGCUCGUGAAUUGCGAUCACAGAUCGACCAACUCGAGGGAGAGCUCAUGGAGGCUAAGAAUGCUGCCGUUGCCUCUUUGUCACCGAACGGGAGAUCACCUCGUUCCAGCAGAAAGUCCGAGGUCGAGGAAAUCAAGCGCCAACUUACCAGUGCCAAUGAGCAAGUUCGGGAACUCCGCUCCCAGGCAAGGUCAUUACAAAGGAAGGUCGAUGAUCAAAAGACUUCGCACGACCAGAUCGAAUACGAGAAAUCAAUGCUUGAACAGGAAAUUAAUGAAAUUCGAGAGAGCAAUGAUGCCCUGGUUGCGAAGAACCUCCAAGCCAGCACUACAAUUGGCGACCUUAGGAAGCGCAUCCAUUCUCUGGAACGGGAGCUGCACGACGCCCAAUUGAACAAGCAUCCCAAAAGCUCGGAGGUCACCCGAACCGCACAACAGGAGGCCGCCGAGGAGAGGCAAGAACUCCAUGACCACAUCAAAUCUGCCACCCUUGAGAUCGAGCAGUUGCAGUCUCAAUUGAAUACCAGAGAGGAGGAAAUCCGCAACCGCCGCAGGCGCGAGAAGGAACUCGAUGCGCAAAUAAGGUCACUCCGCAAGGAGAGGCAGCAACAGGACACGCAAUCUACUAGCGUAAACGAGGAAUUGAAGAAAAUCACUCGGCGGUAUCAGCGUGCCAUUGAGAGAACUGCCCAGCUCCAAUCCGCUUGGGAUGAGGAACGCAAGGCAAUCAAGCAGAGGGUGCGGUUUUCAGAGAGUACCAGUAGGCGGGAGAAUGCGAAGACUGGCAGCGAAGUCAGGGCUCUCGAGAAGAUUGUUCAAGACGCAGACGAGCAACACAGGGCCGAGAUCAAGGGCCUCGCAAAACAGAUCCGAUAUCUCCGGGCCAAGGUAGCUCGCGAGGCUGGGUUCCGCGCAGACCUGUCCUUCAGCAAGAACUUCUUCCUAAUGCAAAUCAAUCUCUACAGUGCUUGGUGA